This is a messenger RNA of Porites lobata, 5133 nucleotides long. NCBI's taxonomy places the organism in Eukaryota, Metazoa, Cnidaria, Anthozoa, Scleractinia, Poritidae. The record is from the annotation of a GenBank genome assembly.
AUUUCAAGGCAGAAGAUAAAGUUGAAGUAUAAAUUAAAUUCACUGAGACGGAAUAGUCUAUGAAGAAACCAUGCAGCGGAGGAUAGUGGCCGUUUGUAUCGCUUUCGCCUUUGCUGCGGUAGUUACAUUGACCAAGCAGCAUACGCAGUCUACAAACGUCAGUGUUAUACGACAGUCAUUUUCAGUCACAAUUUCAGACUUGAAUCUUCUUUGCAUUUCUUUAAUUUAAUAUUGUAAAUUUUUCGUUGUUUUAUUCUCAAACAGGUGUUGAAAAGAGACAACUAUGAACACGCUAACUAUGGAAACUUCAAGGGGUUCUUCAACUACGCACUGAAUAUUUCCAACAGGCUGGCCUCACUUAACGUUAAGAAUUUUGCGGAGUGUUCCCUUGAGUGCAUCAUCAAUGCGGCGUGCUAUUCAUUUAAUAUAGCCAUUUGGUCUUUGAAGAACUCGAACAGUUUUGCAUGCCAUCUGCUGGCCUCAGACAAAUACAACCAUUCCAGUAAAUUUGUGCCAAGUCAGGAAUUUCAUCACUACGCCUUUGUAGUAAGUUUCAAUUCACAGUGCCUUGCCAUGCUUUUCGAGUUAUUCGUAGAUCACCUGCACGUCGCUAGAGGGUAGAUCCAGGGAGAACGUGAUCAGUUAGCUUAAAAGUACUGUUAUAAAUGCUCUUGUUAUACCUUUUCUUUCGGCAGUUUUCAAAAACACCAAGUCAGUCACUUUUUCAAUUUACAAUAAGCGACAGUUGAAGUGCGUUUUGUCCCUUUUAUCAAAAGCUUGGAGCUGAUGUAGUGCUUGACUCGAAUCGAACUAAAGCUCAUUUUAACUGGCAUCAGAAGAGACCUUUUUGUGGCAAAGAGUUUUGUUUUAUGUUUUGCCGCUGAAAGAGUCGGAUUCUUUCUUAUUACGGCUUGGGAUGUGCUCCUGAUACUUUUUUGCCAUCAUAGCCUUUUGAUCGGCUGAAAUCCUUCUUUACCAGGAUCUUAUAUGCUUAAACUUACAGUGUCGUUCUUAAUUCUUCAUGGUUCUCAUUCUCAGUGCCUACAGAAAGAAAUCUCUGCACGUUUAUUCUUAAAUCAUUUAUAGCACAGUUUCAACGCAGUGUCCGAGUUGUUGAAAAUCUAUAAAACAAGUCAGUGAAAGUCAAAUUAACUAGAAGGCAAAAUUCAAAGCUGCAAACAUCCAGUUGUGCAUCGGCAAACUUUGAAGUGUUUUCAUUCUUAAUUUUGGAAUUCUGUAGUGGUAGAACCAUGCAGCGUACGGGAGGUUGCAUUUUUCGGAGAUGACUAAAUAAAAUGAAAGCCUGUGUGCAGAAAACAAUUUGCUGCAAGUUUGGGCUUUAGAAAAUGUACUUGAACUAACAAGGAACUUUUUUGCAAAGAUCACAUUUGGUUUUAUCGCAUUAAAAACAAUCCGUAGGCGCUGGUGCAUCAAUGGCUAUUGGAGAAUCCGUCCUUCCCUUGGAGGUUGCUAGGAUUUUUUCAAGAAUUUUCGUUCUUCGAUAAGUAGAAAUAAUAGAAAUAAUGAUAUUUGGAAGGAAAGGCUCUCUUAGUUUGGAGGGCUUCUUCAAAACGUAUAUUAACACCUUUGGCUGAGGGUAAAUUAGAAUUAGGGUUAUUUAUAAAUUUGUAUAUUAGCGUGAUAUACUUUAGGGUAUAAAGUGCGGUGAUAUCUUCCAAGAAUUUUUAAUAUCCCAGUUGUGACUUUUCCACAGAGUCCUUGUGAAAGCUCUCCAUGCAAAAAUAAUGGAAGAUGUGUGUCUCUGUACAAGGAAAACAGUUAUGUGUGCCUCUGCGGUGAUGGGUUCUCUGGAAUUUACUGUGAGAUAGGUAAGAUAUGACAAACACAUCCUUUAACCUUCCGUAGCUACUUAAUUGUUACAGCCAAAUACAGAGCGGCUCAGAUGACGGUUCUCUCAGUCAGUAUUCAGUCAUCACCUGUUUACAGGCAAACUUAUUAAUAUAUAAUUAAUAUCAAUCUCAUACGGAACGCUCGAUGAUGUAGGUUACCACAACACGUCUUAACAUUCAAUAUUAGGGAGCUUAAGCAACGACGACGGCAACAAGAACGGCAAAAAAGCAAUAGGUUUAGAUUGGCAAAACAACAACUUUGCACGUGCAUCACGCUUUAUUGUACCUUUCUUUGCCGUCGUUGCACCACUACGACGUGAAAUUGCCAAAUUUCACGUUUUGUAGAAGACGUGAACACAAGACAACGACUUCCUUUUCCUUUUUCUGAACUUUGAUAGUCUUUUAGCAUUCAACUCCAGAAAAAUUCGCCAACAUUUCACGAAUUGAACGAACACUUCAGAAACACAACUGAAUCCGUUUGCUUUAAUUGAAAAGAAGCUGCUUGGUCCUUAACGAAGAAGAAAGAAAACAAGAAAGAAAAGCUAACACAAUCAUUACACUUGACGGUGGAAAUGACAAGAAGGUCGAAUUAUAACUUAAUCCCAGAAACUUUGCACAAACAAAGUCACUGCCGAAACCACAAAGCGGCUCUAAAUAAAAAACCUACCGACUCUCCGCAAUGACUCUUCGUGAUCAUUCGUAGUUCAAUUUAACAACUCAUAGUUUCGAAGACAAGGGCAAUUUUGCUGGUUACGGGAUAAAGAUUGUCGACACUUUUUAUUUCCACGCAAGCAUGCCAAGCAAGUGAUCCGCUGAAUGUCAAACGAACAUCCCGCUAAAAUUCUCAUAAUUAUACAAGAUGAUGCGAAUGUUUGGGCAAUCAACAAAUCAAAAUCACUACCCGGUUUUCGGGUAGUGACUUCACUGGACGGCAUUAACGGCUGGUCGAUUCAGACGUUGAUGAGAGGUCGGAGAGAGGAGAAAACGACUCGACGUAAUCGUUUGAAAUUUCACGCUACCGUGUUCCGGCAUGCGAAAACAAACAAGCGAGUAAUAAAAACAAGUAAAUAAUGACCUUUAGGAAGCGAGUCGCAAAGAUUCACCAUGAAUUCAAACUUAUAACAGUAACUCAGCAAUUUUCAAUGCAGUUUGAAUUUUUUUUCGCUAAUAAAUAGAAUUUUUACCUGUCAGUUGUCUGUGCGCCUACUUAGUCUACUUAUUUUACAGGAGCAACGGGUUUGAUAGCGAAGCUUCUAGUUCUUCCUGAAAGUUCUGUUCUAGUCUUGGGCCACUGAUAUUCCUUGGCACAGCUAAGUUUAACUUAAAUUACCUAACUUAAAGAAAAUUAAUUAUUUAGUUUAGUCCAAGGUAAUCUGACAAGUACGUAUUUCAACUGCUUUACUCUUUUACUCUCAUAUAUUUUACAUACACAACCUUUGAGAUGGACACAUGAUGCAUGAUUCUACUGGACAGAGGCUCCCGCUGGGAAAGAAUGAGUGACGUAUUAAGCGCAGUGCCCGUUGACGAUGGGAAGAUGCAAAAAAACCUCUUUCCCCUCUAACAAGCCUCCCUACGACGCAAAGAGGCCUCCGAAGAAAAUAAAUAGCCACGAGAAAAGAGAUGAUCCUAUUAUUUUUCCGCCAUUUUUUUUUUUUUUUUUUCAGACCACUGGAAGCAGAUGACAACUUCUCCAGUUUGUUUCGGAGCAUCAGCCGACUCUUUUGGACGCUUUGUAGCUCCAAUCGCAGGUGAUUUGCUAACAUUCAAGCUUAUAUAUCAAAAUGGAUCUGUAGAGUGUGCAGCAGGUUCGUCAUCACAUUGGGGUUGUACUUAUCCGGAAAUGGCUCAAGAUCACCGACUUGGAACCAUCAUUACCAAUUCCCAGAGUGUACGACUUCUUCCAAAAGAUUACUAUUUUCUGAAAGGAGUCCCUUGUCGCAGUCACUUUUAUGGCCUUCCAGGUCAAACCGUUGACUCACCAGAGCUGCUGUUUGAUAACUUUUCCACUCCUUUAAAUGUAUCGUUAGGGGAAGAAUUCCAGAUAUGGUUCACAGAAGAUUUAUAUAAAUGCGGUUAUGCAGAUAAUGGGCUGGGAAAGACAUGUGUUUUAGUAUUUGGGCUUUUUGUUUAAUUCAGGCCAUCCUCCUAUAAAAAAAAACCUCUUCGACCAGGGGGCACCAAGACAACUAAGCGCUUCCUGCGUUUCAAACCUUUCUGCAAUCGCUUUUGAAGAGCCAAAUAAAUUAAGAAAACUAAAACUGUACAUGCCUUAUUAUCAAUACGACAGUGCAGUUAUAUCAAUAACUAAUGUUAGAAUACAUUUAUAUAAAACUUGAACAAACUGCGCGUAAUGUUAGAAAGUUGUAGUCAAUUCACUUUAGUUUGAGGUGAUUUUUUCCCAAUGAUCUUUCGCUACUAAUAUUGAACUGAGCUGGAUGGUAUGAUUGUAGAGCUUAGUUCGCGUAAUCACAAAUGACUCGGUUAGACUAGAAGAAGAACAACUAUAAGUUUGCAUUUUUAAUGUAAUUUAAAGUUUCAAUCAGGAAAAACCUACACGGUGUAUAAAAAAUAAGACCAUAAAAUCACCUGAGCAAAGAACAGACCUUCUUGCCUUUUCACGGACCAAUACAGUUGAUUCACACACAGUAUUUAAAAAAAACAUGACAGGAAAACGAAAUAUAAGGGGUGCUCUAUUCAAAAAAGACUGGACAGCCUCUUUUAACAUGCAGGCAAUUGAAAAAACGUCUGAAUUUUACUUUCAUUCUUACGUGAAAUGAUUCAAUUUAUUCAGCCGUGGUUUCUGAAGAAAGAGAGGAUCAAGUUAGGUUUCUGGGAAACUACCCACCUAAGAGCUACAUGUACCAGUUCCAGUUUUAGGCUAUUUAUGACCUUUUUCGUCAUAAAUAUAUAUCAUUAUCACUCUGUUGCAAUUCGUCGGUUUAAACUUGAACGUGCUCCGUUUGCAAGGCAAAUGGAUGUAACUGACAAUUGAAAGCAAUAUCCCCACCAUCCAGACCCCGGUUUCAAAAGUUGUAUAGCGCCAUUAUCUACCGUAAGCUCUAUCCUAUGGAUGAGCCUCUAAAACAAAUUGGAUUUCUCCUACUUAUCCGGUGGAUAGCACUAUCUAUCUUUUGAACAAUACUAGGACAAGAAUGUCCAUAAUGAUUUCCCCUUAAACUUCCAGAGUCAAGCUAUGUAAAUAAGCAGAACAUAUGUUUUUACCUUUUGAGAAAGUGGACAAAAUCUUAUGUUGUUUUGUAAUCUUGGAAGUGCAUGGAAGGGU